GAUUGACUUCUUCUUCGUCUUCGUCUUUCACAUCUGACUUUCAUCGCUACUCUGCUCUCAUGGCUUCUUCUUCUUCUUCCUCGCGUCGCAUAUGGAGAUACCGCGUCUUCACUAGCUUCCACGGACCUGACGUCCGCAAAACCUUUCUCAGUCAUUUACGCAAACAGUUUGGCUGCAAUGGGAUUUCGAUGUUCAAUGAUCACGAGAUCGAGAGAAGCCACACCAUCGCCCCUGCUCUCAGACUAGCGAUUAGAGAAUCGAGGAUCUCUAUCGUGGUGUUAACGAAGAACUAUGUUUCUUCCAGCUGGUGUUUGGAUGAGCUUUUGGAGAUUCUGAAAUGCAAGGAAGAGAUCGGUCAGAUAGUGAUGACCAUCUUCUACGGGAUAGAUCCUUCUCAUGUUCGGAAACAGACCGGAGAUUUCGGGAAGGUUUUCAAGGAAACAUGUCGUGGCAAAACCGAGGAGGAGAAGCUAAGAUGGAGUCAAGCUUUGACUGAUGUGGGAAACAUAGCCGGUGAACACUUCCUUAACUGGGACAAGGAAUCGGAGAUGAUUGAAAAGAUUGCUAGAGAUGUCUCAAACAAACUAAACAUUACGAUCUCUAGGGAUUUUGAAGACAUGGUUGGUAUUGAAAAACACUUGGAUAAGAUGCAAUCUUUGUUACAUUCAGAUGAGGAUGGAGCUAUGAUUGUUGGAAUCUGUGGCCCUUCUGGCAUUGGUAAGACUACCAUUGCUAGGGCUUUACAUAGUAGGCUGUCUAGCACUUUCCAGCUUUCUUGUUUUAUGGAGAAUCUUAGGGGAAGCUGUUGUAACAGUGGUCUUGACGAGUAUGGAUUGAAGCUGUGUCUACAAGAGCUACUUCUUUCCAAGAUUUUUAACCAGAAUGGUAUGAGGAUAUACCAUUUAGGUGCGCUACCAGAAAGGCUGUGUGACCAAAAAGUUCUUAUCAUUCUUGAUGAUGUCGACAAUCUGCAGCAGCUUGAGGCUUUGGCUGAUGAAACUAACUGGUUUGGUGAUGGAAGCAGGGUUAUCGUAACCACGGAAGAUCAAGAGCUUUUGGAGCAACAUGGUAUCAGCAAUAUAUACCAUGUUGAUCUUCCAACUGAAAAAGAGGCUCGUAAGAUCUUUUGCAGAUAUGCUUUUAGACAGAGCUUACCACCAUAUGGUUAUGAAAAUCUUGCAGAAAGAGCAACAGAGCUGUGCGGCAAUCUUCCUUUUGGUCUCCGUGUCAUGGGUUCAAUGUUACGCGGAAAGAAAGAAGAUGACUGGGAAAGUAUAUUGUGCAGGCUAGAAAAUAGCAAUAUACCAAAGAUCGAUGCAGUACUUAGAGUUGGAUUCGACAAUUUACAUGAGAAGGAUCAAAUUCUGUUUCACCUCAUUGCAGUAUUCUUCAACUACGAAAACGAUGGCCAUGUGAAAACAAUGCUAGCUGACAGUAACUUGGAUGUUAGACUCGGGUUGAAAACCCUCGCCUACAAAUCUCUCAUAAAAAUAUCUACGGAAGGAGAAAUAGUGAUGCACAAGUUACUACAACAAGUGGGCAGACAAGCGAUUCAAAGACAGGAGCCUUGGAAACGCCAAAUUCUAAUUGAUACUGAUGACAUUCGCGAUGUCCUUGAAAAUGAUUCUGGUAGUAGAAGCUUGAUGGGGAUAUCUUUAGAUAUAUCUACAAUCAAAGACGACAUGGAUAUUAGCGCAAGAGUUUUUAAAAGUAUGCGUACUCUUCGGUUCCUCAGGGUCUACAACACGAGAAGUGAUACAAAUGUUAGAGUGCAUUUACCCGAGGACAUGGAGUUUCCACCUCGUCUGAAGUUAUUACACUGGGAAGUAUAUCCGAGGAAGUUUCUUCCUCGUACGUUUUGUCCCGAACAUCUUGUGGAACUACAUUUGGAAGAUACCCAGCUUGAGCAAUUGUGGGAAGGAACCCAGCCCCUCACAAGUCUCAAGAAGAUGGUUUUGGAUUCGUGCUUGUAUCUAAAGGAACUCCCGGAUCUAGCAAAUGCUACAAAUCUCGAAAUAUUGGAUCUGAGUCGUUGCAAGAAUUUGGUAGAGAUUCAUUCCUCUGUUGGAAAUCUUCAUAGACUGCAGAGUUUGGAGAUGGUUUUCUGUAAAAAGCUACAGGUUGUUCCUACUCUCUUCAACUUGACAUCUCUUGAAUCACUCGUGAUAAUGGGAUCCUACCAGAUGAGGGAACUUCCAGAUAUUUCCACGACCAUCAGAGAACUUGCAAUCCCAGAAACAAUGUUAGAAGAAUUUCUUGAAUCAACUAGACUAUGGUCUCAUUUUCAGUGUCUCCGGAUAUUUGGCUGUGCCAUUACACAUCAGUUUUUAUCACAUCCAUCUAAGAGAAAUUUGAUGCUAGUGCGAAGUGUCACGGGUAUUGAGAGAAUUCCAGACUGUAUCAAAUGUCUUCAUGGGUUAAAAGAUCUAUAUAUAUUUGGCUGUGCAAAACUUGCAUCACUCCCAGAGGUUCCUCGGUCGCUCACAACACUAACAGUAUACAAAUGUCCAUCACUGGAGACACUAGAACCAUUCCCUUUUGGCUCCCGGAUUGAGGAUCUCUCUUUCCUCGAUUGCUUUAGAUUGGGUCGAAAAGCAAGGAGACUAAUUACCCAACAAUCAUCACGGGUAUGCCUACCUGGAAGAAAUGUACCUGCAGAGUUCCAUCACCGAGCUAUAGGAAAUUUCGUGGCCAUAUGCUCAAAUGCCUACCGAUUUAAGAUUUGUGCCGUGAUUUCCCCUAAACAGGUGAUGGUGGAAGAUCAAGAUAUAGAAUUACUGUGUCACAUACUCAUAAAUGGUUGCCCCAUGAAGAGCCCCUUGAAGAACAAAUAUGAUCUUGGGAUUACAAUCCAAUCAGAACAUCUGUUUAUAUUCCCCUCCACAUUGCUUACGGUAGACCGACGGCCUGAGCAGUACAGCGAGAUAUUGUUUGAAUUCAGCACCACAUCCCAGGACAUCGAAGUUAUUGAAUGUGGUGUUCAGAUCUUGAGGGACAAAACCGACAUAAGAAGCAGCUACGGAAGCUGUGAAUCUAAUUCAGAACAACUAUUGGAAUUGGAAGACGACCUUGACUAUGAUGCACCAAGAGUAGAUACCAUUAAGGAUUUUGCUAAGUUUCUUUCUUCGCUUCUUAUUUUCCUUUUGAGUUUGAUUCCAAGUGUUCUUUUUUAUAGCUUACUAAAGCAACGUAAAGACUGGAUACGUGAUUAUUUCACAUCUUUCUUUUCCUUCUGAUGUAUUUUACCCAUCAGACAAUGUUCACUAGCUGUGUAUGGACUUCAGCUAUCUACUCGUUUUAAAUUUUGUUAAAUUUUCGAAGGAGCUGU
Messenger RNA from Brassica oleracea var. oleracea, 3328 nucleotides. Its product is annotated as disease resistance protein RML1A-like. Gene Ontology annotation, biological process: defense response; signal transduction. The transcript is spliced from 4 exons. Gene Ontology annotation, molecular function: ADP binding; ATP hydrolysis activity. Bases 60 to 3236 code for a protein of 1058 amino acids. The record is from RefSeq and is a predicted model, not a curated record. Lineage: Eukaryota; Viridiplantae; Streptophyta; Magnoliopsida; Brassicales; Brassicaceae.